CUGCGAGUAAAACACUAAUAUCUCCAUCUUUUAAUCCUCGUUAACAACUUACAUUUCAUCUGGUGAACUUAAUUAUUCAUAUAACAACAUUUCAUUGUUUUUGUAAUGGAAGAGACUAGCAACUUGACAACCUCCGGUAAUGGGCUUAUUGUAAAUCUUAAUGUCAUGAUUGAAGGAGAGCCAAGUUGGGUUUUUCCAGCAGAGAAGACACCUGAGGGUGAAUAUUUCUUGUCUAACCUCGACGGUGGUCCGUUUAUGAUUCAUACUAUAUAUUGUUUUAACAACACUUUUAAUAGUCAACUAGAUGCUGCUAAAGCUAUCAGAGAGGGCUUAGCAAAAGUUCUUGUUUACUACUAUCCUCUUGCCGGACGUGUAGCAAAGAAUGAGAAAAACAGGUUUAUUAUCAACUGCACAGGUGAAGGUGCUCUCUUUGUGGAGGCUAAGGCUGAUUGUACAUUAGAAGACAUCAAUGACUUGAUGAAACCUGAUUCUGUUGGUCCCGAGAAACUUGUUUAUGAUAUUAAUGGUCUACAAAACCCUCCUCUACUUGUAGCUCAGGUGACCAAAUUCAAAUGCGGAGGAUUUUGUUUGGGAUUUAGCGUGGAUCACACAAUUGUUGAUGGAAUUUGUGCAAUGGAGUUUUUGAAUUCAUGGGGUGAAGUCACAAGAGGGUUGCCAAUCUCAAACCCACCGUUCCUAGAUCGAACCUUGCUGAAAGCACGAGUCCCACCUAAUGUAAAAUUCGCCCAUGCAUUUGAACAGAUAAUCGACAUGUCAGAUACCAUGGCUCUCUUGGAAGAAGAAAUGCAUGUCAAAAAAUCCUUCAUCUUUCGCACGGAGAAGCUAGAACAACUGAAGAAAGUAGCCAUGGAAGACGAGGUUUUGAAAAGAUGUACUACUUUCGAAACACUCACUGCUUUCAUGUGGAGAGCUCAAACUAGAUCACUAAGACUUCAUCCCGAUCAACAAGUAAGGGUACUCUUUACGGUUGACGGACGGUCUAAAUUAGACCCACCACUACCAAAAGGAUUCUUUGGUAAUGCAGCCAUGUUAAUGAGUUGCCAGUCCAGCGCGAGGGAGAUACUAGACAACCCAUUGUCAUCAACAGUACAGAAAAUUCAAGAAAAAAUUAAGAUGGUUACAGAUGAUUACAUCAGAUCAAGCAUAGAUUAUUUUGAAGAACAUCAUGAAAGGAAACCGUUAACAUAUACCAUUAUCUUAAAUGCUUGGUCUAGGCUAGCUUUCCACAGUGCAGACUUUGGUUGGGGAGGACCUAUUUACUCAGGCCCCUUGCAUGUGGCAAAAAACAUGGUUUUGUUCUUACCUCAUGGAAAGGAACAGAGAGAUAUAAGUUUGUUUCUAGGUUUGCCUGCUUCUGCAAUGAAGAUCUUCGAAGAAUUAAUUGAUAUAUAGAGGUAAGAAAAAAAUUACAAGUCUUUGUUGCUUGGUUUGUUCUUUUUGUGUGUUUAGAGGUAUGGUUUUGAGCAUCUUAAAGCUCAAUUGUAUUGUCCUUUUUAAAUUGUAUA
Papaver somniferum (opium poppy) is the source of this 1526-nucleotide messenger RNA. Its product is annotated as fatty alcohol:caffeoyl-CoA acyltransferase-like. Lineage: Eukaryota; Viridiplantae; Streptophyta; Magnoliopsida; Ranunculales; Papaveraceae. Bases 106 to 1413 code for a protein of 435 amino acids. The record is from RefSeq and is a predicted model, not a curated record. Gene Ontology annotation, molecular function: acyltransferase activity, transferring groups other than amino-acyl groups. The transcript has 2 exons.